Paramecium tetraurelia is the source of this 558-nucleotide messenger RNA. RefSeq lists its product as uncharacterized. The record is from RefSeq and is a predicted model, not a curated record. The transcript is spliced from 2 exons. NCBI's taxonomy places the organism in Eukaryota, Ciliophora, Oligohymenophorea, Peniculida, Parameciidae.
AUGAGAAAUAAAAAUUGCUAAUCUUUUGAACCAUUCAAGACUUAUUAAUCUAUUAAAUUGAGCACUUUAAUCUAGGACAUUCAUUAAGCUGGUAGAAAUUUAUAUACAUCAUCUGAACAUACAUCCAAUUUUGAUUCUACAUUACCUUGUUUGAAGAAAGGAGAGUAAAGAAAGUUUGUUAAUCGCAUCUAUUAGAGUUAUCAGAUGGAAAAAAAGGCUGUUCAGCAAGGGCUUUUGACCCCGUAGCAUCUUAAUAAAUAUUUAUAACCAAGAAAAAAACAUUUUGAUUUGAAAAAACAAAUAAACUUCUUAAAAAAAACUAAGUUCUAAACCUGUAUUCAAAAACUCAGAGCUGCUAAUAUAAUACUAAAUGGAUAAAAAAGUUAAUAGGGAAAAAAUGAGAUCAUCUAAGAGACUUUGGAGAGUAAGAAGGGCUAAUAGCACGAUAUUGAAUUCAUUCAGAAGAUGAAUGAGUGUUAAUUACAAUAAAGAAUGGGGAAACUGCUAAAAUUGAAAUCUUCUCCAUUUUUAUUCAGUAAUCAAAUUACAGAAGGUUGA